AGGAUGCUGUGCAAUAUUAUUCUUCGAUGUGCCUUUUAAGCGUUUGACAUAUUUAGUAGUUUUUUCACACUUCAACACAUAGUUAAACGUGUUAUUAUAAUAAAUAUACAUUAAAAACAAAUAAUGUUAACAUAGAUUGCUAAAUAAAAUAAUUUAAUUUAUAGAAAGUAAAAAAAGUUAUUGUUUUGACCUUUAGAUCAUUACAGAACUAAAAUAACUUAAUUAUUUAUAUGCUAUAAAUAUAAUGAAUAAUGUCAGCCAUAAUGAAUCCAGGCACAACAAAUGUCAUCUAGAUUAGUUCAUAGGAAUAUGACAUAGCAUAGGCAUAGGAACUUAACUUAAACACAUUUUUAGUAGUAUAUUAUAAUUAUAAGUAACAAGAAUAAGUUGACACAUCAUCAAGGAGACGGAUCAUGAUUGCAUUAGUUGGACCUGCAGGGUUUUGUAAGUAGACUGUAAAUUGUAGAAAGUGUAGUUGAUGAAAUUGGGCAUUGGCAUUGGGUGAAAGUUUAUUGAAUGUUUUUGAUAUUCAUGGUUUGGUAUUGUUAUAUUAUUAUUAUUAAUUAUUAUUACUUUUAUGUGUAAGUAUUGGCUCGUUAUUAUUACUUGUAUGGUAAAGUAUUGGUUUAGUGAAUUAAAUGUGGAAAUCUAAAUAGCAUUUAAAAUUAAAUGAAAGAAACCAAUUACUAAAACUUAAAACAGAAAUUGAAAUAAAAAUAAAAGAAAGAAUAUCAGUAUCACUAAUAUUCAGGAAACAGGGCAUACUUCAGUGUCAGUAGUCAGAAAAUACUCAAAAGUAAAAAACUUUACAUGAAAAACAAAGAAAACUGUUUAUAAAAAUAAAACUGUAAUCAGACCAGUUGUAUAUCUGACAUUCGCAAGUGAAACUAGGACCCUUACAAAAAAAGCAGAAAACCUUUAAACACGACAUGGGAGAGAAAAGUUCCCAGAAAAAUAUAUGGACCAACUAGGCAUGAAUAUGGAUGGAGAAUACGAACCAACCAGGAAUUGUACAGUCUAUAUCAGGAUCCCACGAUAGUAGCAGAAAUAAAAAACGGGGAAGCUACAUUGGGCAGGACACUUGGAGAGAAUGCCAACUGACAGAGGAAUGAAGAGGGUACAUCACUGAAACCCCAGAGGAAAACAGCUCAAAGGCAGACCUACUCUUAGAUAAGAUGGGUGAUGUGGAAAAGACCUACAGCAGCUGGGAAUCCAAGCAUGGAAAAGAAAAGCAUUAGUUAGAUGUGAGUGGAAGGAAGUAGUGAGGCAUGCCAAAGCCCUACAUGGGCUGUAGCGCUAUGGGGAUGGAUGGAUUUAAAAUUAAUUGUAUUGAACUGUAUGCAUACUGUUAAACUUUCUUACUUAGGAACCAUCAAUACUUUGGAGCAUUUUCUACCUCCACACCCCCCAUAAUCAGAAAUCAUCAAAAAAUAAAUAAAAUUUGACCCUUGGAUCACCAAUAUGUAAUGGUUGCAUAGAUUACAUACAUUAUUACCUUGAAAAAUAUCAAAUUUUCAUACCCCCCCCCCCCCCCCCCCCCACCAACCCACCUGCAAAUGGGGGUGGUAAAUGGGGCAUCCCAACGCACCAACUUAAAGAGGACAUCAAAAUCUUCCUUUUUCAUGCAAAAUAUGUGUAGUACUACAUAUUUUUUAUUUGUGGAUGAAAUAGCUCUCUGCCUAGUUAGGUCACACAGUCACACACAGGAAAACAUAUUAGCACCAUGAGGUUCCCCGAAAUGCCAGAUUGAAUUCCAGCAAGCUUGACCGGUUGUACCGGUUUACUCUGGGGCCGACCCCUUGACCUCAUUUUUUAAAAUAUCCUUUUUUGCGUCACCUGGGGGCUGGAAAUAAAUUUUAAGACUUUUUCCAGGAAUAUCCUGUUUUUUUAUCUGGAAUGCUCCGGAUUUGAUUCUGAUGCUGGACUGAAAGUAAGUAAAUUCUGGAAAACCGGAAAAACAUGACCGACCGGCUCCAGAGCAAAUGGGUCCAACCAGUAAUAUUUUGCAGAAUCCAGUUGCUGAAAUUCAUUUUGACAUUUUUGGAACCCCUAGGGUGCCAAAUUUAGUCACAGCACCAAUAUUGCAUCUUGAAAAAUAUUGGUUAUUAUUUAAUGCACUAAAGCCAUAGUUACCUUUUGGAAGGAUAAUUAAAUUCACUAUAACAAUACUUCACUACUUGCAUUAUUUUGCAUUCAAACAACGCUUAAAAAAAUUCUCUUACUCAACAAAUUAAAAAAACUGAUGAGUCAUCUCAUAAUCUUAUGUUAAAAUAAAAUUAUUAUUUCUGUUGUAGUUAUUCAUUUAAGAAUCAGUGCAUAUCAAAUUAUAUUUAUGAAUACUAAAACUAAUAUUUAAUUAAACAACCCUGAAAAACAAAGUUUUGUUAUACAUCCUUUAUAUGCAUUUUUAUUAUUUUAUUUGAUAUUAAUAUUCUAAUUUCCCACAAGCUUUUACAUGGCAGAUUUACUUCACCAACUAUUUCAGAAAAACAAAAGAAAAUAUAACGCACCUAACGCAAUUGUGAUAUUUUUUACAAAUCUCAUUUAUCAUUUAUUGGGUAUUUUAUUUCAUGAAAUCAGUGGCUUCCUUCAUAUUCCCCUUGAAAAAUAGGAAAAAUUGAUUUUUGGUGGUUGGGGGCUGAAAAUUUGAUAGAAUGUAUUGUCAUAAGCAAAGUCUAUGUGCCAAGUUUCAGCUUCAUAGGUUGAUGGGAAGUGGAUCAAUUAGCCCUCCGAAGAUUCUGCCACACACUCUGACAGAAAGAAACACAUGAACAAAAGCGAAGUUAAUAUAAAGGAUUUAAAAAUAGGAAUAAAGUAGUACUUUAGUCCAAAGUGAUUAAUAAUUUAGGCAUAUGGCUACUACAAUUAAUUUUUGUGAUAAAGUUAAAUAAAAAGCAAAAAAAAUUAUUAUUAAAGUUAAGCCAAAGAAAAUUGUUCAAAAGAGAAUUGGCAGUUUAUGAUCAAACAGUGCAACACUAAAUAAUUAAUUGCCAAACAUAUAUCUCUGUGACAAAUACAUAUAUAUAUCUGAGGAAAGCGAUUUCACCAAAAAUCUCAUCAUGUUCCUUAGUGAAGGGGGCACUAGCAUUUGAUUAAAUAGAGAGAGAGAGCAGAUUGGCUUUCUGUGAAAACAAAACACCCAAAUCCUUUACAUUACUUUUUAUUUUUUAAUGAAUUCCUGAUUUUAAAUAGAGUUCUAAUGUGUUUUGACUUUUGUGUUGAUAAAUCCCAGUUGAAUUUGUCAAAUAGUAUAAAUUGCAUACUAGUUAUAGUUUGACUUGAUUACUCUCAAGUAGGGGUCUCAAGCUUAAACCCCCAUGAAGGUCUCAUGAGGAUGUUUCGAUGUUUAAAAGGGAUAGAGCACACAUACAUGUUUUAAUUUUAAUAGAACAUUUUAAAAAAUAAUGUAAAAUGUAACUGUGAAUACAUUCAUUAUACUAUACUAGAUUGAAAAUCAUACUCAAUACUUAUGCUGCUUUACUAGAAUUUAAAAUUAUCAAUAAUAUCUAAUUGGAAAUCUUUGUGUUUCAUUAUUGGAAUCCAGAUUUUUGGUCAAUCAGCUGACAUGUAUUAAAUAUCAAAUAUUCAUUUAUGAAAGAUUUGCAAAAAUUUUGAAUACCGUUCUCUGACUAUUGACAUUUUAGGAUUGUUUCUUUUUUAUUUUAAACUGCAUUUUUUCCCCCCAUAUUCUAAAGAUAAUCGACAUGUACAUUUUUUGAGUUUGUUUCAUAUCCAUCUUUUUAAUGUUAUUUUAUGUACUUUCUAGAUGGAGCACCAGUAACCAAAAUUCUGCUGUGCCAUGGUGUCAUCACAUACUUUUUGUUUACAUUUCCUUUACAACAUUUUCACCACUGGUUUCAUUACAACCAGGAUGUAUAUGCAAAACAACAGGUAACCAGUUUUUGCCUUGACACCAAUAUUUAAUUUACUGAAGCAGUGAAAUGCUUAAAAUUGUUUUAAAAAUAAUUCCUCUAAUCUCUAUUUUUUUUUUCAAAGAAAUUUCUUAUAGUCUACAUUUUUUAAAAUUGAUUGGAAAUAUUUUACUAUUUCAUAGCCAAAAUGUAUUAAUUUGCUCUUGUUUAAAAGAACAUUUUUGAAUGUUUUCUUUUCCAGUUCAGAAAAAUGUUUAUGUCAAAGAUAGUUUUCUUGGAUUUACCAGACUUGAUCUUCACUUCUUUGCUUAUAUACAACUUUAGGAUAUUUGAGAGAAGGUUUGGAUCCAGGAAAUUUGUGGUAAUUUUAAUUCAUUUCAGAGAUAAAAGAAAAUGUUGAAAAUUUAAAAUGCAGUUACACAAUGUUUACCCUAAGAAGAUUUGUAAAAAUCCCAUCUCUGUACAUUUGUAUCAGAUUUUUAUAUGAACAAUUUAUUGUGUGUAAUUCAGUUGUAUAAUCAUUUCAAAUGUAUAAUAUUGGUAAUGGUACUUGAAAUGACAUUGAUUCAGUGUAAAAAAAUUAAAAGCUGGCAAAUUUGUCAAGUAGGAAAACGAAGUGGCUAUUCGGACCGGGUCCGAGAGCGAGAGGUUGGGAUUUAAAAAAUUUUUUUUACAAAUAUUGUUAGGUUAAAGGGACCCGGGUCCGAAUAGCAGCGCUGCGUGUCCGAGUCCAUUUUGACUAAAUGCUAUUUGGAUGUCAUUUGUUGUAGUUUAUUUUAGUUAAACUGAAGAAGUAAGUAAACAAAAAUAUAGUCCAUUCAAUUAUCUUUCAUUUGAUACCUUUUUUCUUACAAACCCUACAAUAAUUUUUAAAUAUUUUUUAAUAAACCAAUACUCUCACUUCUCCGACCCGGGUCCAAAUAGCGCAGCCUUGGGGAAAUACCAUAUUUUAUAAUUGCAUUGUAUACAGUUUUUGAGAGAGAAUCAGUCAUGCUAUUUUCUAUAUUUAAGAUUUAUUCAUAUCAUAUGUUAGAGAAUAUUGAAUUUGCAUUAUAUGUGGUAUUCUCAGUCCCACCUGAUAGCCACAUCGAUUCUGGGAAGUUUGUUAGAGUUGUUGGUGUUUGCGGUUCUUAAUAUACUGGACAUAAGGCUUGGAGAUAUGCCGACAGGAUUGUAAGUUAUAGGAGCAAUGGUAUCUUUAAUUUUUGUUUAGCUAAACAUGAGGCCAUUAAUUGUUGUAUAUAGCACUGGUUACAAUCACAAUCUUAACUUGUGUCACACUGGUUACAAUCACAAUCUUAACUUGUAUAGCACUGGUUCCAAUCACAAUCUUAACUUGUUAGAGGUCAAGUUAUAUUAAUAAACAAAUACAAUUUAGUCAAACUUAUCAUGAUGAGUUUUUCAUUAAAAUAUAUUAAUUGUGAUACCCCCCUUUCCUCUCCUCCCAACCGCAUCCUCUCCUCCCCCCCUCCCCCCCCCCCCCCCCCCCCAUUCUUUUUCUCUUCUUUUUCCCAUGCAAAAAACAAUGACAGGUUCAGUAUGGUGUUCCCCUUGUACGUUCCAUUUUAUUGCUCUGUUCCACGUGUAGCGUUGAUGAGUCUGAUGGGGGUGCCAUUUACAGGCAAGACAGUAAACUACAUCCUGGGUUUACAAAUGGCCAGUGCAAGAGCUGAGAAUAUUCUUGUUGUAGGAUGUGCUAUUGUGAGUUAUAGUAUCUAACAUCCUUCUUAAAACCAAAAAGUAAAUAUUUAAAUAACCUUUUAAACCUGUGAAGCACCAUAAUUUAGCUUUUAAACUUUGUGAAGCACCAUGAUUUAGCAUUUAAUACUUUUACAUGUUCUAAAACUCAUUUUGUGAAGGGCACCUCCUGUUUUUAGUCAUAGAAGAGCAUUUAAAUUUUUUUAUCCUACUCAAGUUUGUGUCCUUUAAAAAAAAUAUUUAUUUUACUGUUUUAGUUAGCUGGAGUACUAUGGAGAGCCAAUUUCCUAAAAGUCCAAAACGUUCUUCAAGUACCUAAACUUGUGGGCAAUCAAUUUGAUCUCUGUUUGGGCCGAUUUUUAGAAUCUGCGGAGUCCCCAAAAAUAUCUCUCCCCAUGGGAGCAACUUUAGAACUCCAGCAGCGUGAAAGACUGGACAGAAUAGAGGAGCAAAUGAUGAUGUCAGCACUCCAGUCAAGCAGACGUAUGGAGAUUGGCAGGCCUCAACCUUUGGUAUUUUAUUUGCUGAGAAAAUAUCCUAUAUAUUAUUAUUUAAAGCACAGUGUACAAAAGUGUAAUCUUAGAAGAAGUCGUAAAUGUAACAAUUAUUUUAGGUAGUGGAGGCAUAUUAAAAUUGUGCAGAUAUCAAUGUAAAUCAUUUAUUGAAUAUGUUUAUCUAUUUUGUUUUCAGAAUUUGGCACAUGGACUUUUUGGCAAUAUAAAUGUUAAUCGCAAUUUACCACAGAAUCUAUCUAACCAAGCAGGUUUGUUGGAAAUUAAAACAUCACUUUUGAAAAUGUGUUUUUUAAAAUGGGAUUUUUAACUGAAAAUUAUGAAUGGAAUUGUUUUGGCCUGCGCUAACCAUUGAUAAGAGUUGAAAAAAAGAGGAUGUUGGGAUAACAGCAACUAAUGUAACCAACUUGUUUUUUUUUUUUGCUUAGUGACCGUUUCUACCCAAAUGAAAAGUGGCAUUUAAGUAGUUCCUAUAUUUCAUCAAGCAUGCAAUUGACAUCACAGGCAUAAGAAUAAUACACCACUUUAUUUUACAAUAAAAUAUAAAGUAUAUGUAAGUUAAUGGUUUAGUCAUUGUUAUAAAUUAAUAAAUAAUAGUCGAGACUUUGCCAGGUUCAAUCAGGGACUAUUUUAACUCAUUCCCUCCGGCAGUGCUAUUUCCGUACUUAAUUUAUUUUCCUGAGAAAAAUUACAUAUUUUAAAAAUUUUUUAAGCUGCUAAAUAUUAAUAAAAGUUAAUGAAUUAAGGACAAAUGCAUCAAAAAACGAAUAAGGUUUGAUAAAAUAUAACAUUAAUGGCGAAAAAAUAAUGAACUGAGGCCAAAAAAAUCGAUUUUUGACACCUCGGAAAAACACAUGCUAGAUAGAGACGUGCUGUACUAAAGCACAAAUAGUUUUAAAGUGAAACAAGAUAAAAACUUCCAGUCUUUAAAUUAAAAUCAGGCAGAAUCACACCAUAGCCGGAAGUCUCGAGGGACGCAAGAUUUCAUUGCUAUUUUAAACUAAAAAUAAGAGAGGUGUGUCGCUGUGCGCCAGGACGCCUUUGGACGUAUCCCCCAAAGGACGCAUUUAUUUGCAACCGUCAGGAAUGAGUUAAUUUAACCAUUCGCAAUAAUCAGAAGAAGAAAUAUAUAAUUUCACGAAAUAGGAUACACACUUUGAAUCAUUUCACUUUAUGCCUGAUUCUUAUAAUAAUUUCACAUCUCCGUCCACUUCAAAAUCAUUAUCUGCAAUCACAGUUUUUUUAUCAUGGCUGCUCAACUCCCAAAACUGUUGCUAUCACAUGACCCAAUCAAACACACUGAUUGGUCAGUCUUUACAAAUGUAUUAUAGGUACAGGAAUAUAGAAUAUUAACUAUAUCAGUUGUCUCCCAUCAGUGGUCACACAUUCAAAAUGAUAUCCUUGACAGGUUUCUCGCAUAUUUUCUAUAAAACAGUCCUGUCCUAUAAAUUCAUAUUUUUAAAAAAAACAUUAUUUUUUGAAAAAAUAAUACUAUUUUUCUGUGCAUCUUGAGUGCUGUUUUGUUUUCUUAUUAAAAUUUUAUUUCAGUAAAAGAAGCUUAAUUUUUUUGGUCUUACAAAUCAGUAUGAAAUUGUUCUUUAUAUCUCAGACUUUAAUAAUUUCAUACUAUAUUUAAUAAUGAACCUUUUUUAUGCAGGUGACACAAAUUUACCAGACAUUCCUGACAGUGGUGUUUUGGAAGAUCAGGUUUGUAUGUUUUCUUUGGUCUAUUUUCAUUGUGUUAGAAAUAAAGAGAUAUUUUUACAUUAUUCCUUUUUUGUUUCUUCUAAUAUUUUUAUCCGGAACUCUUUAACAGUAAAUUUAGUCACUUCUUCUUCUAUAUCUCGAGGGCCCACGAUCAAUGUUUUGAUCAUUCUGCACUUAAGUUGUAUUCUACAUUUUCUCUCUGAGAGAAGAUUUUAACUAUUUCAAGAAAACCCCAUUUAAAGAGAUUCUAUAAAGUUGCAGUUAUAAUCCUCCCAACAAAAUAUCAUCUAAUUUUUUAUAAUCUUGUCCAUUUCUUGACAUCAUAGUAUUAUGAAGAGUAAAUAUGUGUUACCGUUAGUUUUUCUCUCUAUGAGAUAUUAACAUCUUUCCCCAAAAGGACGGUUAGAAAACACUUUGUACUUCUAUUUAAACAUGGUUAACAUUUACCAGUCGCUGGUCAUUUACUGCCAUAAAGAAUGAGGUUCAUGCAGAAAUAAUAGUUGGGCAUGCAUGGUGGUGCUAUCUCUCUUCAUCUGGCAUUAAGGAAUGUGAACUUAGGUGGAUAAAAAGACCUCACAUUCCUUUUCUGACCAUGACAAAUGUAUCAUAAACUCACUGUACAUUUUUAAGAACUCCGCCAUGACCACAUUGCUCUUCUCUUGCCUCAGAUUCGACAGUUUGUAGAGAUGGGCUUCAGUGAUGAAAGAGUUCGCCAGGCUCUUCGAUCAGCCAACAAUAACCCAAGACUCGCAACAAAUUUUCUGCUGCAGGACAUGUGACCCAAAAACCAAGUGUCUCCAGAUGGUGUCAGAUUAUAGAGUUAAUUAGUGGAGAAGUUGAAUGUCAAUAACAUAUCUCUACAUAAAGGGACAAGUAGCACUUAUAACUAGACAUGUACAAUUAUAGUUUAUUAUUCCUUGCAAAAAAGUGUUAUCAUUGAGAAUAAAAAUUAAUGAAAUUCAGUCAUCAUGAUACAAACAUAAAGUAUACAUAGAAUGACGACCUUUCAAACUUUUGAACACUAUUUUAGGCAGGAGUGGGUAAAUAAAAUAGUUUAAAGACAGAAGCUAUUUUUUUGCGCGGAGAAAAUACCUUUUUUUUAAAAAAAACAAAUUUUCUUCAAUGUAACAAAUAUACUGGAGAAUGUAUGGCAUUGUUACAACAUUUACAGGUGUGUAAUAUAUUUUUCUGCACACAAAAAUUAACUAAUUCGAAUCCUGAUGAUAGAAUCCCGUCUUAAAUCUAUGUAUUUCAUAUUUUAAAGACUUGUACAUGUGACAUACAUGCAGACUCCAUAAAGUUUUACUUCUUAUUUCAAUGGUUAUUGCUGCAGUAAAUUGAAAGCAAUACUUUUAAAAAAUGGCAAAUCAUAAUGCAUUUUUAGCCAGAAUGUUCCAUUAAACUUUUAUUGCAACAAAAUAUCCAGUACUGCGAAGCUAAGACUUUUUAGUUUUAAUAGAAUUGUAAAAAUGUCUCCAAUUUAAGUUACGACAUUUUUUGUAGCUGUCACUUUUUCUAGUAUAGAAAAGCAAUUGCGUUGUAAGUCAUGAACUGCGGUGGCUGGAGUCAUUCAUUCUAUUACAGCUUAGUUUCCACUCAUUCAAACAGUUAUUAUCAAACACCAAUAUAUCGGAUUCAUAGGAUCACAGUGGUAACAAAGUCAGAGACACCAUGUAUUUUCAUGCCUAACUGUGAGAAUUUUCUUUCAAUGGGUAUGAAUUUGUAUGGAUGAAACUGAAAGGAAUUUUAAGUGGGAGAGUGGUUCAUGUUUUUAUAGGUGAGAGUUUCAUUUGUUACUUUAUGGUGUGUGGUAUAUUGAGGUGUUGGGAAAGUCUUGUUGAAUCAAUGUGUAUCAGAACUGUGCAAUCAUGUCUGGAUUUUGAUGUUUCAGUGCCUCAAUGUGAUAAAAAUUACAAAUAAAUAAUAUUUUAAAUAUCAUUUGGAUAUACAUAAUAAAACCUAUUGCUUUAACUGUUACUAUGUAACUAUAGAAUCCUUGACACUGUAUAUUUGUUUCGGGAAUUGCGUUAUUUAUGAACAUAGAAUAUUUUUAGAAAAAGAAGAAAAACGUAAUUAUCUAUUAAAUCAUUUUUUCUUUAACCCAGUCAGUCCAGUAAAUAAUUCCUAUGUUAUUUUUUUGUUUGUCAAAUUAUUUUUUAAUGUUUAUCAUGAGUACCAAAAUCUGUUUGAUUUCCAUAAGCUUCAACUGUUUUUAAUACAUCAUGUGUGAUUGUUGAUUUUUUUUAAUAAACUGUAAUUCCAGUUAAAUAAAACUUAUGAUAAACAUUUCAAUAUUUGUCAAACAAAUAAUUGUGAUUCUUUCCAGGAAACUCAGCUGGCACAUAGAUUCACAUGAAAGAAUAUGAAGAUUUGUUAGUCGUUCAAAUUAAAUGUUCUUUAUUGAAGAAAAAAUAAUGUAAGUCAGGUUUGGAUUUAGACCUGUUGGGGCCCUAACUUUUAGAAAGACCUAACGCAACUGUUGGUAACAGACAAUAAGCUCCAAGGUGAUGAGGUCAAAUUAAAUUAGACUUAUUUCCCAUCCGCCUGAUCUGACCCUGAACAUGUCGAUUCAUCACCUGUGCGUGGGGCUCGUCUCAGUACACAUUGGUUUCAGAACCUCAGAUGUAGACCUAUCUAAGUUCUGGCUUAUGAAGCUCCCCUUACAAAGAAUGGAUAAAAAAUGUCCAUUUUGUAUUAUGGAGCAGAUGAAUGUGUACUGGUGUAAGCUGUAUUCACUGGGAAUGGGUGUUGGGGUCAGUUUUGUCUCUUGGUGAAAAUAAAGUCCUUUUUUAAAAAAAAAAAAAAAUUGAUGGUUUGUUUUAAAGUGCAUGCAGAAAGUGUUCCGUCUACAAAAACAUGCUAAAUGUGCUUUACUUUUGAACCCUCACUGUUUUCUAUUUGGCCAUCUUGUUGGGGUUUUUUCUUAUAAGAUAAUGGGAUCAAUAAAAUUUAUUGUAAACAAUUAAUGAUGUUAUUAUUAUUUUUAUUUUUUUUAAAACAUGUUUCUAUAAACAGAAGAUUUGACAAAAUUUGGUUUAUACUACAAGGUCCAUUGAGCCAUGAACAGCAGGGGUGAGAGAACAGCAGGGGUGAGAGAACAGCAGGGGUGAGAUAUGUGCAAGCUGGUUCCAUUGAGCCAUGAACAGCAGGGGUGAGAUAUGUGCAAGCUGGUUCAAUUGAGCCAUGAACAGCAGGGGUGAGA
Molecule: messenger RNA, 10991 nt
Organism: Lymnaea stagnalis (great pond snail)
Lineage: Eukaryota; Metazoa; Mollusca; Gastropoda; Lymnaeidae
Source: the annotation of a GenBank genome assembly